Galleria mellonella (greater wax moth) is the source of this 3510-nucleotide messenger RNA. RefSeq names its product eukaryotic translation initiation factor 4 gamma 2 (gene NAT1). Gene Ontology annotation, molecular function: protein binding; translation initiation factor activity; mRNA binding. Gene Ontology annotation, cellular component: eukaryotic translation initiation factor 4F complex. Bases 562 to 2835 code for a protein of 757 amino acids. The transcript is spliced from 9 exons. Lineage: Eukaryota; Metazoa; Arthropoda; Insecta; Lepidoptera; Pyralidae. The record is from RefSeq and is a predicted model, not a curated record.
AAAUAACAAAUUAUUCGGGUGUUGCGCAUAGCAAGGAGUAACUGUCAUUCUUUGUUUGUGUGAAUAUAUCAAUCAGUCAGUUGUGUGCGUGCAAAAGAACUCGCUUGUCGUGUUGCAGUGCGUGUGCCUUCUACAAUUGACUUUCAUCGCCUCGGCCAGGAGCGGAGGCGACAGCAGAGCAGGCCGGAAAGACAGCCCCGCGACACGGCAGGCGGCGGCCGACAGCGCGGCGAGUGCGCGGGAGGCAGCACCGGCAACAAGACGGACAGCGCGCGGCAGCCGGGGCCCGCGCCGCGCGCCUCGGGGAGGACGGCCGUCCCCCCGCAAAGGCGACGCUGGGUCCCGCCCUCCUCUCUGCGCCAUCACGAGGUGCCCGACGGAGAUGCCAAACACGACGUCAUAUUCCGCAAGGUCCGCGGCAUCCUCAACAAACUCACUCCGGAGAAGUUCCAGAAGCUGAGCGAUGACCUCCUCGGCCUGGAACUCGACUCGGAUAAGGUGCUCAAGGGCGUAAUCCUUCUCAUAUUCGAGAAGGCCCUCGACGAGCCGAAAUACUCGUCGAUGUACGCUCAGCUAUGCAAGCGGCUGAGCGAAGAAGCGCCUAAUUUCGAGCCGCCCGGGCAGCCUUGCACCUUCAAGUUACUUCUUCUUAACAAAUGUCGCACCGAGUUCGAGAACCGAGCGCAGGCGUUCGCUGCGUUCGAGGACAAGGUGCUGUCUCCCGACGAGGAGGAGAAGCGACAUCUUGCCAAAUGCAAGAUGUUAGGUAAUAUAAAGUUCAUCGGUGAGCUCGGCAAGCUGGAGAUCUUGGCCGAGUCGAUCCUGCACCGGUGCAUCCAGAACCUGCUGGCGCGGCGCGCGGCCGCCGAGCACCACGAGGACCUGGAGUGCCUGGCGCAGCUGGUGCGCACGUGCGGCCGCGUGCUGGACUCGGAGCGCGGCCGCGGCCUCAUGGACCAGUACUUCGCGCGCAUCGACACGCUGUCCGCGUCCAAGGAGCUAGCGCCGCGCAUCCGCUUCAUGCUGCGGGACGUGGUGGAGCUGCGGCGCGGCGGCUGGGUGCCGCGCGCGGCCGUGUCGGCCGAGGGCCCCGUGCCCAUCCACCAGCUGCGCGGCGACGACGAGCCGCACGCGCGCCGCGACCGCGACCGCGACCAGCGCGACCGCGAGCCGCUGUUCCGCCGCUCGCGCCCGCUCGACGACAUGCUGGCCGGCCUCAGCCUGCAGCCGGCCGCCUCCUUCGUCGCGCCCGCCGACAAGCUUUUCGGCAACGGCUUCGGCGCCGCGCGCGACCAGUACCGCCAGCGGUCUGCGCCCGGCUACUUCCCGCGCCAGGCGGCCGGCCUGCACUACGGCAAGCAGCAGGGCUCGGCGCAGGGCAAGGAGGGCGGCGGCGGUGGCGGCGGCGGCGGCGGCGGCCGCGCCACUAAGUCGCGCGUGUACGCGGUGGGCGCGGCGGCGCUGCAGGACGUGCAGAUGCGGCCGGCCGCCAACUCGCUCAUGUUCACGGCCAACCGCCUGUCGCGCCCGCCGCCGCCGCUCAACACCGUGCAGCAGAAUGUUCUGACACCGGCAUUCGCGAGCACGCCGUCGUUGCUGAAGGAGACCGCUAUCACUAUUAAACCCGCACCGGAUAAAAAGGACAAACCCAAAAAAGAUAAGGGCGUCAACAAGGACGAGGCGUGCCGGCUGGCCGUGGAGGCGGUGCGCGCGCUGGCCGCCGCCGCGCCCACGCUGCCCGCCGCCGCCGAGGACGACGACGAGGUGGCGCGGCCGCACGUGCAGCGGCUGCAGCAGCUGCAGCUGCCCGACAAGGUGCUGCGGCGCGCCAUCAGCGCGGCGCUGGAGCACGCGCUGCUGGCGGGCGAGGAGGACGGCGAGGAGGGCGGCGAGGGCGGCGAGGACGGGCGCUGCUGGGCGGCGUGCUGCGUGGCGCGCGGCGUGAAGCGCGCGCCGCUGGGCGACACGCUGCGCGCGCUGCUGCUGGCCGCGCCGCAGCAGCCGCGCCUGGCCGCGCUGCUGGCGCACGCCGUGCGGCAGCGGCUCGUGGCGCUGGCGGACGUGGGCGCGUGGUGCGAGGGCGGGCAGCACCACCCGCUGCUGCUGCGCGUGCUGCAGGAGCUGCGCGCGCUGCUGGGCGAGGAGCGGCUGCGGCGCGUGUACGACGAGAGCAAGAUCAACCUGUGCGCGUACGUGGAGGCGGGCGAGGCGGGCGAGGCGGGCGAGGCGGGCGAGGCGCUGGCGGCGCUGGAGGCGCGCGGGCUGGCGGCGCUGGUGCCGCAGCUGCGGCUGCAGGCCACGCUGGCGCGCCAGCUGGCCGCCGAGCCCGCGCCGCACGCGCUCUACCGCUGGAUCAAGGCGAACGUGGAGCCGGCGGUGCGGCAGAACGCGGCGUUCGUGUCGACGCUGGUGGCGCUGGUGGCGGGCCACGUGACGGCGGAGGCGGGCGCGGGCGCGGGCGGCGGCGCGGACGGCGCGGCCGGCGCGGGCGGCGCGGCCGGCGCCGACAAGGCGGCGCUCGAGCGCGAGAAGGCGCUGCUCGAGACGUACGCGCCGCUGCUGACGGCGCUGCUGGGCGGCCGGCCCGACCUGCAGCUGGCCGCCGUGUACGCCGUGCAGGUGCACGCGCACCACCAUCGCUACCCGAAAGGCAUGCUCCUGCGCUGGUUCAUGUACCUGUACAACCUGGAAGUGUGCGAGGAGGAGGCGUUCCUGCGCUGGCGCGAGGACGUGACCGACGCCUACCCAGGCAAGGGGGAGGCUCUCUUCCAGGUGAACACUUGGCUGACAUGGCUGCAGCAGCAGGAAUCCGAAGACGAGGAAGCGGAGGACUAGCCGCCGUGAACGUGCACCCCUCGUCUCCCACGGACGGCCGCCGAUGGGCCGCCCUGCUUUUAUUUUGCGCUCAUCUCAUUAUAUAAAUAUAAUUAAGCCAAAUAGUUAAAAAAUACCUACCUUCACCGUUUAACUCUAGACCCGCGAGCGUCGCGCCAGAGGCUCCAGGGUUAAACAGGUCAAUUUUUAGGUUAUACUACGUAAACGAAUAUUAGUAUCUCGAGAUAAUUUUUUGUAGGCCUUUUACUCGAUUUUGAUACUUUUACAAAUGUAUACAAUGUAUAGUGUUCGUUUGGACGUAUGAUUGCACUCCGAUCUGCCCCUACCUACAGAGAGCGUGUUUUAGUUAAAAUUGUAACAUAUAUAUAUAUAUAUAUAUACAUGAUAUAUAUACGAACUUAAAUCAAUUUUUUAUUAAUAUCAUGAUCAUUUAUUUUCAAUGCUAAAUGGACUUAGUGAUAAACUGUAAGAAUGCUUCGAUUUCAUUAUAUUAUCAAACUCUAGAAUUUUGUAACUAGAUAAAUAAAAAACUAAAAAAAAAAUAUGGUUUCCUCGGGCGUAAGAAAUGUAUGUUGAGUGAGUUGUAAUAAAGUUGUGAAGUGAUGCCACUUAAUUAAGCAACAAUGAUCAAUAUGUAUUCAGGAGGAAUAAAGUUCAGUGUAAUUUAUUACAAAA